AAGCAGCUCCUGUCUCCUUCCACUCCCCUUCUCCCCUCCUUUCUGGCUGGAGCAGAGACUGUCAAUCAUAGGCAGAGACAAGGCAGACAAAGCUUCACUUGUAAAGGACCUCUUUCCAGCAUCUCCUCUCUUCUCCUUUGCCCAGACUACCCCAGUGAGCUGGAGCACUGAAGAAGAUUCUCUUGCCAAUAACACUGAAAAGAAAGAGGAAGGAGCAAAAGCCAUGAUGAAAUCUGUGGUACUUGUCACCCUCGGGCUAACUCUGCUGUUAGGAGCACAAGCCAUGCCUUCAAGUCGCCUCUCCUGCUACAGAAAGUUGCUAAAAGAUCGUAACUGCCACAACCUUCCGGAGGGCAGAGCCGACCUGAAGCUGACUGAUGCAAGUAUCCAGCAUCAUUUCUGGGAUGGGAAGGGAUGCGAGAUGAUCUGCUACUGCAAUUUCAGCGAGCUGCUCUGCUGCCCAAAAGAUGUCUUCUUUGGACCAAAGAUCUCCUUUGUGAUCCCCUGCAACAAUCACUAAGGAUCUGUAUCCAUUCUGGAGAACACGGUCCUGAAGUCCUUCACAGUCCCUAAUUUCCCACAAACUGUAUCAGUAUAGCAACCUUUCUGAUUUCUGUCCAGUGUAUCCAAUCCAGCAUAGAUUCUAUAAAGUCUUACUUGCUAGAGUAAACUUGGGCUAAUGUGGUAAUAAAAGUUGUUUCCACUU
Molecule: messenger RNA, 706 nt
Organism: Grammomys surdaster
Lineage: Eukaryota; Metazoa; Chordata; Mammalia; Rodentia; Muridae
Gene: Scrg1
Product: stimulator of chondrogenesis 1
Exons: 3
Coding region: 224-520 (98 amino acids)
Source: RefSeq, a predicted model, not a curated record